AUGCCGGGCAUCCUUGAUGACGAGGUCGACGAGCUGCUUCGCGAAGCCGAGCAGCGCCUGCACGAAAUCCCUGCGUUCUCUCGUCCAGGGCCCCCAGGGUCGAUGAACAGGAUUACUGCUCUUGACCAAAAACCCAAUACGCACCAAGCACCACUUGCGGUGCGCCAACCGCAAGCAACUGCGUCUCGAGCAGAGUCCAAGAAUGAUACGGCUGGGCCAAACUGGUUCAAUCUGCCAAAGACGGUCCUCACUCCCGAGUUCAAAAGAGACUGGCAGCUCCUGCGCAUGCGUGGGCUACUCGAUCCCAAACACCAGAAAAAGGCGUUGCCGUCGGCUCCCCCGGGAUAUUCCCAAAUUGGCGAAGUCAUAUCCGGGCCGGCUGACUCUUACGGCGCAAGGCUCACGCGCAGGGAGAAAAGGAGAACGAUUUUCGAACAAGUCACGGCUGCACACGAUGGCGACAAAUUGAAGAGCAAGUAUGCUGGCAUCCAGCGCAGCAAGACUUCAGGAAAGAAGGCUUUUUACCAGCGGCUUCUCUCUCAAAGGCGGAAACGACAGAAUUGA
Messenger RNA from Hirsutella rhossiliensis, 564 nucleotides. Its product is annotated as fcf2 pre-rRNA processing domain-containing protein. Gene Ontology annotation, molecular function: RNA binding. The record is from RefSeq and is a predicted model, not a curated record. Gene Ontology annotation, cellular component: nucleolus. Gene Ontology annotation, biological process: RNA processing. Lineage: Eukaryota; Fungi; Ascomycota; Sordariomycetes; Hypocreales; Ophiocordycipitaceae. The transcript is spliced from 2 exons. Bases 1 to 564 code for a protein of 187 amino acids.